Engraulis encrasicolus (European anchovy) is the source of this 4783-nucleotide messenger RNA. It is a transcript of the gene znf384b, whose product is annotated as zinc finger protein 384 b. Gene Ontology annotation, molecular function: DNA-binding transcription factor activity, RNA polymerase II-specific. NCBI's taxonomy places the organism in Eukaryota, Metazoa, Chordata, Actinopteri, Clupeiformes, Engraulidae. The record is from RefSeq and is a predicted model, not a curated record. The coding region runs from base 604 to 2400 and encodes 598 amino acids. Gene Ontology annotation, cellular component: nucleus. Gene Ontology annotation, biological process: regulation of transcription by RNA polymerase II. The transcript is spliced from 11 exons.
UCAUCCAUUUUCGCACAAAAAGAAAAAAAGACUGGUCCAAUUUCACAGAUUAGAUGACACAUUUUAUAUCUGUACACAGAGUAAUUAAAUGCUAUUGAUUUUAUGGAUUCAAACCAAAUGGACUGGACAGCUUCUUUCCCAAAGUGUACACAAAUCUAAAGUCAUUCUUGCACUAAAGACUGCUCAUCUAUCAAGGACUGUGUUCACUAAAUACCGUGUUGGUAUCUAUAUCAGUAUAAUGUAUUUAUUUAUACUGUAGUGUGCACCUUGUUGGGAGGCUUAAAACUAUCAAAGUACUGAGUAAAAUUACAAUAAAAUGCGUUCAAUUUCUAUUUCUACUUGCAAAUUGAAGAGGCAGAUUAGACCUCACUUGUCGGAAAUUGCGUCACCACAAACCCAGAGCCCUUUUGUCUCACGACCUCACUCGAAGGAAGUGUGUCGUAGACAGGUCGGGUAGCUCCGUACAAGAAAAGAAAAAAAUAGAAAAAAAUCAGGGGAGAAAAACUCGUUGGAAUUUUGGAUUUGGGAAUUUUUGGACGAAGUUUACGAAUUGUCCCGACCCGAGGGAUUCCCGGGGAGGGAACGAAAGUCUUCAGCGUCGGAAUGAUGGAAGAGUCCCACUUCAACUCCUCAUACUUCUGGUCUCACGUACCUACUGUGCAAGGACAGAUUGAAAACGCCAUGUUUCUGAACAAGAUGAAGGAGCAGCUGGCUCCGGACAAGAACCCGCCGUUCGCCCACUCGGCCCCCCACUACCCUGCCGCCGUGCUCACGGUGCCCGGCUCGGUCGCCAUGGACGCGGUGGCGGGGGGCCGGGUGCCGAAGCAGGAGGGUGGGGGAGGUGGCCCCGGGUCUCACCUGCACCCGCCUCACACGUCGCAGAACAUCACCGUGGUGCCUGUACCCUCCUCCGGCAUCAUGACCGCAGCGGGUUUUGUCAUCACCACCCCUCAGGGCACGCUGGUCUCGCCAGCCUCUUCUUCCCAGUCUUUUGUUUCGGGCCACCCCACCACCACCAUGAUCGUGUCGGCGCUCCACCCGCCCAACGCAGACAAGAAGGAUGUGGGCACCGUGCCUCCCAUCGUCAUCCCCACGCCGGGCAAGCGGGGCAGGAAGAAGAAGUCGGAGAUGUCACGGGUGGGGCCUACCACCACGGGCCACCAUGUGCUGCCCACGGGCAGUGAGGCGCUCAUCCUGGCCCACCUUGCUGCUGGAGGACAGCAUCACCCAUCAGACCCGUACGAUUUAUCAAACGAGGACGAGGAGCACGUGGUGAAGAACGGAACCAAGACGUACAGGUGCCGGAUGUGCGCGGUGACCUUCUUCAGUAAGUCAGACAUGCAGAUCCACGCAAAGUCUCACACAGAGGCCAAACCGCACAAGUGCCCCCACUGCUCCAAAUCCUUCGCCAACUCCAGCUACCUGGCGCAGCACAUCCGCAUCCACAGCGGGGCCAAGCCCUACACCUGCUCCUACUGCCAGAAAUCGUUCAGGCAGCUCAGCCACUUACAGCAGCACACACGAAACCACACGGAGUCCAAGCCACACAAGUGCCCCCACUGCACCAAGUCGUUUGCCAACACCAGCUACCUGGCGCAGCACAUCCGCAUCCACACAGGUGUGAAGCCGUACGCCUGCUCCUACUGCGAGAAGACCUUCAGGCAACUCAGCCACCUGCAGCAGCACAACAGGAUCCACACGGGUGACCGGCCGUAUAAGUGUGUGCAUCCUGGUUGUGAGAAGGCCUUCACACAGCUCUCAAAUCUACAGUCCCACCGUCGGCAGCACAACAAGGACAAGCCCUACAAGUGUCACAGCUGCAACCGAGGCUACACGGACGCCGCUAGCCUGGAGGUGCACCUGUCCACGCACACGGUCAAGCACGCCAAGCUCUACUCCUGCGGCCUGUGCAAUCGCACAUACACAUCGGAGACGUACCUGAUGAAACACAUGAGCAAACACAACCCUGAACACAUUGCCAACGCCGCCGCAGCAGUGGUGGUCACCCAGCACCCCCAGUCCGGCGCCAGCCAGAACCCCAGCUCAUCCCCGGGCCGCGUCGACGUGAGCAACAGCAGAGCAGACGGAGGCGCAGGUGGCACGGGAGGAGCCGGCGGUGGUGGUGGGGGUGGUGGUGGCGGGAGGGGGAGAGGAGGAGGAGGAGGAGGAUCUGGAGGAGGAGGACAAAGCCAAGAACAGUCGCAAGCGGCUCACAGCACCCCUGGCAGCUACCCCCAUGUGGACGGGGUGCCGUGCCCCUUUGACCUGCACCAGUACAAGACUGUAUCGGCGGGAGAUCUCCAGUACAAGCCUGUGAGCUUGGCAGGCCUUGCGGGCCACAAAGACCUUUGCCUGGCUGUGGCCGCCUCCACGAUCCAGGUGGAGCACCUAAACUCCUAGACUCCUAGACGAGAUGAGACGAGAAGAGAGGGAGGUGACCAAGACCGAGAGAAAAGGAGGAGGCGAGGGGAGCUGGAAAGAGCACUAAAGCACUGGCAGAAUGGCAAGGCUUUCAUUCUGUCUUACAGUACAGACAGUGUUUACUGAUGCAGAUCUUCAAUACGAUACCUCUGGGAAUGCCGUUCAGUUAUGUCCCAAUUUUUUGUUUUUGUUUUUGUAUUUAGAGAGGCUUUGUCAUUCGAAUGGUUGAAUGAAUGGAAGGGCUUUGAAUGCAUCCUUCCUGAGAAUGGCCAUCUAUCUACCCCAGUUGUAAAAUUUACAACUUUUAAAAUUUAAAUUCACCUCAAUUGAAUGGGCUCUGUAGGUAUAGGGGUUGGAGAAAUGAAUGGAAAGAAAUUUGCCUUUUAAAAAACAAUACAUGUGUCAGUAAUUAGAGUAGUACACAUUUUUGAAGGGAUGUAGGGGAAUUGCAAUAGAUUUCUCAAGGAGAAACUACCCUGGAAUAAGUUGUGCUGAUAAUGGUACAGGACCAAGAGAAUGCUUCGAUUGGGAUGCCAAAAGCAUCUUAGAACUGCCUCUUUCUCACUGAGGGUGUUAUGGUGCAUUCUUUUGAAACCUGGUUGUCGGAAACCCAGACCUCCGCCUUUGGAAAGCGCAAAAGAACGGGUACUCAACUCGGGGUUCCGAAACAGAAACUCUGAGAACUUUGGUGUACCCUGAGUUCGUUUAAUAUUAAUGUUUUCUGAUAUUUCUAUUGUCCCCAGCUUGCAAUAGAAUGCAACAGUUGUCUGGAGAACAACCUCGGGUCUACCGAUAGUCGAGUUUCAAAAGAAUGAGCCAUUAGUCGGGCAAUUGGGAUCACAUGCCUCUUUGCCCUCCUUCAUUAAGUCAAUCUAAACAUAGAACUACUUACUAUCGAUUAGAGUCCCUGUAGUCUCCAUGUGCCUAUUAUCAUUUUCUUUUAGCCUUGUAAACUAGACAAAACCUCACCGGCAGAAUAUGUUUUUGCCUGGUGGGUUGGUCUAGUCUUGCACCAUAGGGCCAUAGCAUUGCUAAGGAACGAAUGCAGACAUUUAGGAAAGAAGAAUCCUCGCAGAUCAGUUGGGCUUGCUUCAAAGCCGUUGAAUGGAGCCGUUUAAUGGUGUCCCCUAAUAUUUAAGUCAAUGCUUUGCACCUUUUCUUUCUUUUCAGCAUUGAAUCUAGCAGACUUAAUCUCUCAACGAUCUGUUUAGGUUGACCUUUUAGUUAAUUAACGAUAUUCCGUUAUAUUCAAAAUGCCAACAUAGCUCGAGGCUUAGAUCCUCUGAAUGUGUUCAACUCAUGGAUAAAUGAAGGGAAAUUACGUCGUGAUCAGAUUUUUAGGAAUUCACAAAUCCUUGUUUCCAUCUUUGUCUUCAUUUUUGUUUCCAACCCCUGUACAUAUCCAGCAGUACUUAAAAAUGGACAGAGUUAAUUCAGGAGUAUAAACAAUCAUCCCAGCAUCACCCGCUCCUCUUACUAUUGUCCACAUAAUGAGCCUUAAAUGCUCAUGGUCCUCUAAGAAGUCAGAUUCGAUCAGAGUAAAACUUGCAUUAACAUUAGAUUUCAUAAGUGAGCCCCAAUGCCUUUUCUAAACAUUCAAGGAAAAUCGCUAUGCAUCUGAUUUUUAGCAAAUGAAAUCAAAGAAAUAGACAAGGACUGUAGACACAAACACCUGCUACUGUAGUGAGACCACCACUGGCAGGGGUGAGUGAAAAAGUGAUCUGCUAGGAAGGAGUUGUCUUCUUUUUUAUUUGUUGACAUUUAUAUACGUAAGAUCUUCCUUGAAAGGUUUCCCUUUCGAUGGCUAAAGCCAUAAUGGUGCCGAUACUCUACUUAUGCUCUCUGUGAAAGUAACUUUUCAUACUUUACUACAGACAGUGGUCAUUUUAUAUGUAACUUCAGUUUUAUUAUUAUGGUUGUUGCGUUGCAUUUUUGUAAAGUCCCUAUUGUGUAUAAAGUAUGCAUUUAACCUUUUUUCAUGUUAAAAAGGGAUGUAUGUCUGCUUUGGUCCUUUCUAUGAGGGGGGUUAAGAGGGUUUUUGUUUUUUUCAUAUAAGUAUUCAAGUAUAUAAAACAUAUAUACAGUAUGUGAGGGUGAAGGGGGUGGGGUUCUGGAGGCUUCUUCUGUUGACCACCAAGUUGUUAGUUGGAACACGAUUGGCUGGUUGGUGCUGUAUGUAAUGCCCUUUCUUGUCUUUGGUUGUGUCUUUUUAAAAAUCUGUAUUCUUACUAUCAUUAUUAUUACAAAACGUACCCACCAUUAUAUUGUACUUUGUGCACCCAGCAUAGUAGAAUGAUAUGAACCAGAGUGUUUACCUCUAUCAAACCAAUAAAAGAAAUCUCAGUGUAAAAUAAUAAUAAUA